Aspergillus melleus is the source of this 1725-nucleotide messenger RNA. RefSeq names its product MDR family MFS transporter. Gene Ontology annotation, molecular function: transmembrane transporter activity. The transcript has 4 exons. Lineage: Eukaryota; Fungi; Ascomycota; Eurotiomycetes; Eurotiales; Aspergillaceae. Bases 187 to 1725 code for a protein of 512 amino acids. The record is from RefSeq and is a predicted model, not a curated record. Gene Ontology annotation, biological process: transmembrane transport.
CUUAUAAAUAAUUGGCUGAGGUUCGGACGACUCGGACAGCCCUAUCUAUUUCGGAAAUCGGACGACGUUGGAAUCCGAGAGGCCCGACACGUUAUAAAACUGGGCAAUUGAUCUCUCCUGAACCCUGUGACUUUCACUCUACCUUACAUACUACGUCUCUCAUUUAUAAAGUUGACAAUUCGCAAAAUGGCCGAAAAGGCAGCGGUUCAAGAUGACCAACAAAGCUAUCCAUCGCCAAUGAAAUUGGCCGUAAUCAUCACAUCUCUCUGCCUUGCAAUAUUUUGCAUGGCACUGGAUAAUACAAUCAUCGCAACAGCCAUUCCUCACAUCACCGGUCAAUUUCACGCUCUUGACGACGUCGGUUGGUACGGAAGUGCCUAUCUCCUGACAACCUGCUCAAUGCAGCUGGUCUUUGGGAAGCUCUUUACAUUCUACUCUAUUAAGAUAGUGUUUCUUCUGGCGUUGACCAUCUUCGAGAUCGGAUCUUUGAUAUGCGGCGUGACACCGAAUUCAUUAGGUCUCAUACUUGGUCGCGCGGUGGCCGGGAUCGGGGCAGCGGGCCUCUUUUCCGGUGCUAUUCUGAUCAUCGCAAACUCGGUUCCGUUGGGGAAAAGACCCCUAUAUACCGGAUUAAUUGCCGCUAUGUACGGAAUCGCAAGUGUUGCAGGACCGUUGAUGGGUGGAGCUUUCACGGAUCACGUCUCGUGGCGUUGGUGCUUCUAUAUCAAUCUUCCCAUCGGCGGUGUCACAUUUCUUUUCUUGCUAUGCUUCUACCGUCCCCCUUCUUCACGAGCAACAUCAACUUUAUCCCCCUGGGAGCAGCUCCAGCAGUUCGACAUCGUCGGCACAAUCUUGUUUAUUCCAUCCAUCAUAUGUCUCCUUUUGGCGUUGCAAUGGGGUGGUCCAGCCUACGAGUGGAGCGAUGGAAGAGUCGUCGCCUUGUUUGUUGUUUUCGGAUUGCUGAUGAUUGCCUUCCUGGGCGUGCAACUCUGGCGACAAGAGAACGCCACGCUCCCGCCACGGAUAUUCGGAAAUCGGAAUGUCUGGGGAAGUUCUUCCUUCGCUUUCUUCCUUGGGGCGACUUUCUUUGCCCUAGUCUACUACCUUCCUAUCUGGUUCCAAGCAAUCAAAGGCGUCUCGGCCGUGAAAUCAGGCAUUAUGAAUCUCCCUAUGCUCCUUGCUCAGGUCCUACUAUCUAUUAUAGCCGGAGGAUGCGUGACCCAGUUCGGCUACUACACCCCUUUUAUGAUUCUGUCAUCUUGUCUCAUGGCAAUCGGAGCAGGGCUUCUGUCAACCUUCCACCCUGACAUAGGCAGCGGCAAAUGGAUUGGGUAUCAGAUUAUUUUCGGCGCCGGAGUAGGAACGGGCAUGCAGCAGUCCUUGAUCGCCGUCCAAUCAGCCCUUCCACCCGCCGACGUGCCCAUCGCGACAGCUGCAGUCAUGUUUUCGCAAACGCUUGGCGGAGCUGUAUUCAUAUCUGUGGCGCAGAACGUGUUUACGAACGCUCUCUUGCAGAAUCUCGCCGGUAUACCAGAGAUUGUACCACAGGAGGUGGUCAAUAUCGGUGCCACGGAUUUGACAAAUUCUAUCCCGGCAGACGUGCUGCCUCGGGUUGUUUCUGCUUACAAUAAUGGCCUUGUAGAUGCCUUCUAUGUGUCAACUGCUGUUGGGGCCUUGUCAUUGCUUGGUGCAUUGUUCGUGCAGUGGAAGUCUGUGAAGGGUUGA